AGGGGCAGGCGUUCGCUACAGUAUUUGAUAACAAGAACCGGAAACUGGGAACGGUGCAGUAUAACUAGAGAGACGGGCUGCUGUCUGUCCUUGCCGAUCCAAACCGGCCUCACCUAUUAUCUGCCUGAUUGAUCUGUGGCCAUUUUCAUCGACCAUGGCGUCACGGCAGCUUCGACUUUUGUCGCUGCCAUCUGGCAUCACACGCGCAGCUUUCUCUGCCAACAAACCCAGGUUACAACUCGCGCCCAGCAUCCCGAGAGCUACCGCCAUGUCAACCAUGGCUGCCUUCAAGAUUCCCAAAGUGGCCAACGAGCCCAAUCAUCACUAUGCCAAGGGCUCUGCACAAAGAGCGGGCUUAACAGCAGCUAUCGACGCGCUGCAGAAGAAGGGUGCGCUCGAGGUGCCUCUGGUCAUCGGCGGCAAAGAGAUCAAGACGGAUUCCAAGGGGAAGCAGGUUAACCCGGCCGACCAUCAGACAGUCGUCGCAACCUACUCAUUGGCGUCGCCAGACCACAUCAGAAAUGCCAUCCAUUCCGCCCUGGAGGCCAAGGCCAAUUGGGAGUCGUUGCCGUUUGUCGACCGAGCUGCCAUCUUCCUGAAGGCCGCAGACUUGAUCAGCACCAAAUACCGCUAUGACAUCAUGGCCGCAACGAUGCUAGGCCAGGGCAAAAAUGCCUGGCAGGCCGAGAUCGAUGCAGCUGCCGAGCUCUGCGACUUCCUCCGCUUCAAUGUGCAGUAUGCUGAGGAACUCUACGCUCAGCAGCCCGUGCAUAACUCUCCCAGAAUGUGGAAUCGCGUCGAGUACAGGCCGCUCGAGGGAUUCGUCUACGCCAUCAGCCCCUUCAACUUCACCGCCAUUGCCGGCAAUCUUCCCGGUCUGCCAGCUCUGCUCGGCAACGUCGUGGUCUGGAAGCCGAGCGACUUUGCCAUUGCCAGUAACUGGCUACUGUACAAUAUCCUGCUGGAGGCGGGCCUGCCACGGGAUGUUAUCCAGUUUGUACCAGGAAACCCGGUCGAGAUAACCAAGGAGGUGCUGGCUCACAGAAGGUUCGCGGCGCUGCACUACACGGGCAGCACUGCCGUCUUCCGUAAGCUGUACGGCGAGAUCGGCGCGGGGGUGGCCGAGGGUCGGUACGAAUCGUACCCUCGCAUUGUCGGCGAGACAGGCGGGAAGAACUUCCAUUUGAUUCAUUCCUCGGCCGACUUGGAGAACGCAGUCGUCCAAACGGUUCGCGGCGCGUUCGAGUACCAGGGCCAAAAGUGCAGCGCCACAUCUCGGUUAUAUGUGCCUGCUUCAAUCUGGCCACAGUUCAAGACGCGGUUGGUCGAGGAAACCGAGAAGCUGAGUGUCGGCAGCCCCUGUGACUACAAGAACUUCGUGGGUCCCGUGAUCCAUGAGGCCUCUUUCAAGAAGUUGUCCGGAGUCAUCGACGAGGCCAAGAGCGACACGGACUUGGAGCUUCUCACAGGCGGCACCUAUGACGGCUCAAAGGGCUAUUUCAUCCAGCCGACCAUCUAUCAGGCGCGAACCCCUGACCACAAGCUGUUCUCAACCGAGCUGUUUGGCCCCAUUCUGACCGUGUACGUCUAUGACGACACUAAGGACCCCGUCGCCGCCUUCGCCUCUGCGUGCGAGCUGGUGGACUCGGCCAACGAGUAUGGCUUGACGGGAUCCGUGUUUGCGGCCGACCGCGCUGCGGUCCGCUUCGCCGAGGAGAGGCUCCGUAACUCGGCAGGCAACUUUUAUGUCAAUUGCAAGAGCACCGGCGCCGUGGUGGGUCAGCAGCCGUUUGGGGGCAGCCGGGCAAGCGGUACCAACGACAAGGCCGGUAGCAUCAACAUUCUGAGUCGCUUUGUCAGCAUGAGGAGCAUCAAGGAGGAGUUCAACGCCACAACGCGGGUCGAGUACCCCAGCAAUGAGGUUUAAGCGUGGGGGAGCUAGGGACCAAUUCAAUACCCCGCCGUCAAAGGGCAGGAUAGAUGGGGGAGUGAAUUUCUAUUUGAUGCAUGUACGGAGUUGGGUUUGUUAGCAUUCGAUACAUCGUUAAUAGGUGUCAUUAAAUGAAGUUCACCA
Molecule: messenger RNA, 2074 nt
Organism: Canariomyces notabilis
Lineage: Eukaryota; Fungi; Ascomycota; Sordariomycetes; Sordariales; Chaetomiaceae
Product: delta-1-pyrroline-5-carboxylate dehydrogenase 1
Exons: 3
Coding region: 155-1927 (590 amino acids)
Cellular component (GO): mitochondrial matrix
Molecular function (GO): L-glutamate gamma-semialdehyde dehydrogenase (NAD+) activity
Source: RefSeq, a predicted model, not a curated record